This is a messenger RNA of Gaeumannomyces tritici R3-111a-1, 2047 nucleotides long. RefSeq lists its product as hypothetical. NCBI's taxonomy places the organism in Eukaryota, Fungi, Ascomycota, Sordariomycetes, Magnaporthales, Magnaporthaceae. The record is from RefSeq and is a predicted model, not a curated record. Bases 149 to 2047 code for a protein of 632 amino acids. The transcript is spliced from 6 exons.
AGUGCUUCCCGGUGUUCAACCAUCAUCCCUCGUUUGAACGACACCCCAGCGUAUACUGACUGCGGGACACAGUCGUCUACACUGCCGUCACUGACGCUCGCUGUUUAUUUUCUACUGCCUUGUCUCGUCCUUCUAGGAGACGGCAAACAUGCGCUCCCUCACGAACCUAUGGCUGCUCUCCAGCCUAGCUCACUUGGUGCAGCCCCAAGUGUUGUUCCAUGGCGACAUGAAGUAUGAAGAGUGGAAGCAGGCCGAACGCCUGGGGCUCAACCCCGUGAGCAUCAGCGAUGCCGAGUGGCGCUCCUAUACAACCGAGGACUUUGCCAAGUACAAGGCCAUCAUUGUUCCGGACCCCAACUGCGGCUCGCUGGAGCAAGUCAAGUUCCUUGAUGACACCAAGGCUGCCUGGUCCCCGGCCGUGACGGGCAACAUCAUCCUCAUCGGCACGGAUCCCGGCUACCACGCAACGUCGCCGCCGAUCCAGCCGGGAGCGGUGUCGCUCAUCGAGGGCGGCGUGUCCUUCGCGGCGGCGGGCAACGGCACGGGCCUGUACUACUGCCUGUCGUGCUACUACCAGGACUCGGUGAGCGCGACGGUCGAGGAGCUGUCGGGGCUGGGCCACUUCGAGGUGCGCGGGAACCUCGAGUGCUACAACGACGCGCACAUGGUGGCCAACUCGAGCGCACUGCGGGGCGUCAACGACACGGCCCUAAGCAACUGGUCCUGCAGCGUGCACGAGGUCUUCUCCGUCUACCCCAUGAACGGCACCGGCGGCUUCGAGCCCCUCGUCAUCGCCCAGGGCGCCAAGGGCACGGGCAACCGCACCUUUGCCGACGGCACCUCGGGCGUCGCCUACGUCAUCACCAACGGCGCCACCCCCGCCGGCUGCGGCAACGGCGUCUGGGAGCCCGCCUUCGGCGAGGAGUGCGACGGCGGGCCGUCCAACGGCCAAAACGGCACGCUCUGCACCACCUCGUGCAAGUGCCUGUUCGGCGUCGUGGGCAACGGCACCUGUGCGACCAACACCACGAGCUCGUCCACCACGAGCGGCUCGUCGUCGACCCGGUUCAGUAGCAGCCUGACCUCGUCUACAGGCACUGCCGUGUUUACCAACUCUAGCGCCCCUAUCACAGGAUCCCCGUCGACCGCCCCUCCUUUGCCGACCAACACCAGCAUCCCUGUGAACGGCACCACGUCAGCCACGGGCUUCCUGAACUCGACAACGACGACAACGACCUUGGACAUCUGUGGCCAAUUCUUCGUCUCCAUCAUCAAUCUCACCGACGUCGUCGACUGGCCUUGGCUUGAACUCUACGUCAAUCUUGCCUUCCGAUACGACGAGUCUUCCGGCCAGCAGUCCGCUGAUUUCGAUCGUGGUACUACGAUCGCGGUCUCGGCCAUCACGUCGGUCAUCACCACCGUUGUCUCUCUGAAUCCGACAUCAUCCACGACCAGCUUGGUGACCACCGUCAUCCCCGUGGGUUCUCCGACUCCUACUACUCCGUACAGCUCGACUAUCACGACGCUGGUCACACGCAAUCCAAACUCUAUCGUCACGUCGGUGAUAACUAUCAUCGUGACCCCUUCACCGCCUGCUACUUCUGUUCCUAGAGAUUCCUCUACCUCGCUCGCCCCGUCCUCAGACCCAACCACUAUCACUACGUCGUUCCCCAACUCCACGAGCACUGGAAGCUCCAUCUCGAGCCUGAGCACCGGCACCGGAGGCACUUCGGUCAACCUCACUACCUCCACCAGCGUAUCGGUUGGGACGAGUACUGGGACUUCUCUGGUUACGACGGCGACAUCGUUUACGUCAACCUUCAACAUCACGGUGAGCACAGCCGUGCCGACUGUAGUGCCCGUCAACUCUACUACGUCCAAGCGCCAGAGCUGGUCCAACAGCACUACGAAAGCUACCACGACCUCCACAGGAACGUCCACACAAACCACCGUGCUCAGCAUCAAGCACCCUGCCAACAACUUCCACCGCAACGUCAACCUCGACAUCACUGUCUAUAUCCACUGCUACGGAAGUCACCACCCCUAG